UUGUAAAUUAUAACCCAGUUAAAUUGGAAAAUCUGCGACUUGUCAUUUGCCAAAGACUCUGCCAACUCCAAGGCAGUCUGGGGCGUGGGGUGGCUAUAUAAGGCCAAGCAGAAGAGCCGAAGAAAGUUAGUUGAAAUUAUUCUACUUGGAGUGAAGAGGAGUUUAUCUCGAAAUGCGAGGAUCGACAAGCUAUAUGCUGUAUGCCCUACUGCUGGCUCUCGUGCUGCAGUUGAGCCACCAGUCCCAGCUCUUGAACUCUGGCGAUGACGUCUGCCGACUGUUUGCGGAUGGCACAAAGCUUCGCAAGCCGGGCGGCUGCAACGAGUGGAUUGUGUGCCAGAACCAAGUCAGCACGACGGGCGGAACUUGCAGCGGGACCACGCCCUACUUCAGUCUUUCGAAGGGCACCUGCUACAAGACCUUGGACACCACCUACUGCGCCAGUCCGUGCACAUCCACCACAAACGGCUACGUGGGCAGCACCCUCAACUGUGCCAAUUGGUACUACUGCGAGAAGAAGACCUUAAAGGGCAGCGGCUCCUGCAGCGGCCAGUUCUUUGACCAGAAACUGCAGCAGUGCGUUCAUGUGGAGAACACUUCGUGCGCGGCCAAAUUUGAGUGGUGCGACAUCGUGCCCAUAAACGUGCCGUUCCGCGACGAGGGCUACUGCAACAAGUACUACACCUGCGACAAGUCUUAUAAGCUUAUCGAAAACACUUGCGAGCUGGGCAAGUACUACGAUGUGCAAUCGAUGGCGUGCGUGGAAAAGAAGGUUGUUGAUUGCGGGGAGCACCCGCUGCCAGUCGACGUGUGCGGAACCAAGAAGUUGGCAGUGCGCAACAAAUUUGUUUCGGAUGGUGCCACCUGCCGUGGCUACUUCUACUGCCGGGAUCUCGGCUCCGGGGUUCCCGAUCCCAACCCUGAGCGGCUGCAAUGCGGAGUGGAUUAUUUCUUCAACGUGGAGCGACAGGCCUGCAUGCCACGCGAAACCCAGAAGUGUGAUGAGGAUCGUUGUGAUGGCCGCGACAGUGGCUUCGAGGUGGCCCAGGUGAACGGAUGCCAUAACUACCUAACGUGCGCCAAUGGCAAGGAAAUUAAUGUGCUGACCUGUGGCGACGAAUACUUCGAUGUGGAAGCCCAGAAGUGUACUUCAACCAUUAAAACCUACGGUGCUUGCACCGCCUAGCUAUUGUGAUGUCAAAUAAACCAAUUCUCGGCCACUUA
Drosophila subobscura is the source of this 1224-nucleotide messenger RNA. Its product is annotated as peritrophin-48. The coding region runs from base 173 to 1186 and encodes 337 amino acids. Gene Ontology annotation, cellular component: extracellular region. Gene Ontology annotation, molecular function: chitin binding. The record is from RefSeq and is a predicted model, not a curated record. Lineage: Eukaryota; Metazoa; Arthropoda; Insecta; Diptera; Drosophilidae. The transcript is spliced from 2 exons.